AUGUCUCUGCCGGGAAACAAGCCCGAGCAUUUCAAGUAUCUUUUUGAUAACAACUACAAGGCCGUCAGCUCAGCAUCCUUGGCGAAAGAUCCAGAACAGCGGGCGAGAGAAACGUUGGAGUAUCUCGAGGACAAGGUGGAUGUGAUUAUGGUGCACUUGGACGUUGAUUCGAUUGACCCGGGAACGUUUCCGCUGGCGAAUGUGCCAAACUUUACUGGUGUUGAAUUCGAGGAGAUGAUGAGGGCGUUGAAAGUGCUACUUGGAAGUGAUAAAGUUGGUGGGCUGACUGUUGCAGAAGUUAACCCUGAUCAUGACCCUGGGUUGGGUAUGAUUGAGAGGUUGGCGUCGCAUAUCGCGAAUAUGCUUGCUGAGCGAGGGUCGUGA
Fusarium graminearum PH-1 is the source of this 384-nucleotide messenger RNA. RefSeq lists its product as uncharacterized. The record is from RefSeq and is a predicted model, not a curated record. The coding region runs from base 1 to 384 and encodes 127 amino acids. The transcript has a single exon. NCBI's taxonomy places the organism in Eukaryota, Fungi, Ascomycota, Sordariomycetes, Hypocreales, Nectriaceae. Gene Ontology annotation, molecular function: metal ion binding.